Molecule: messenger RNA, 809 nt
Organism: Triticum aestivum (bread wheat)
Lineage: Eukaryota; Viridiplantae; Streptophyta; Magnoliopsida; Poales; Poaceae
Product: noroxomaritidine/norcraugsodine reductase-like
Exons: 5
Coding region: 1-792 (263 amino acids)
Molecular function (GO): oxidoreductase activity
Source: RefSeq, a predicted model, not a curated record
AUGGCUGCUGACUGCGGGAGUAGGGAGGAGAUGUGGAGCCUGGCCGACGCCACCGCGCUCGUCACCGGCGGCAGCAAAGGGAUAGGACAUGCCAUCGUGGAGGAGCUUGCUAGGUUUGGGGCGAGGGUGCACACCUGCUCCCGGAACGCAGCGGAGCUGGAGGAGUGCCGCCGGCGGUGGGAGGAGAAGAACCUCCAGGUCACCGUCUCUGUCUGUGAUGUGUCCGUAGGUGCCGACAGGGAGAAGCUUAUGGAAACGGUCCGACAAACCUUCGACUCCAAGCUCGACAUACUAGUGAACAAUGCGGCACAAUUGUUCUACAAGCCCACUGUUGGAUGUACAGCGGAGGAAUACUCGAACCUGAUGACCACCAACUUGGAGUCGACCUUCCAUCUCAGCCAACUCGCGCACCCUCUUCUCCUACACGCUUCUAUUGCCGGAGGAGGCACCAUCAUCAACAUGUCCUCUAUUGGAGGCUCAAUCGGCUUUGCAGGCUACACAAUUUAUGCUACCACAAAAGGUGCAAUACACCAGCUUACGAGGAGUUUGGCCACCGAGUGGGGCCCCGACAACAUUCGUGUGAAUGCCAUCGCCCCAGGUUUUAUCACAACCGAUAUGAUUAAAGAUAUUGAUACAGAGUUUAUGAAGCAAGAGCACUUGAAGACCCCGUUGGGACGGAGCGGCAAGCCGGUGGAGAUCGCCACAGCAGUGUCAUUCCUAUGCAUGCCGGCAGCUUCUUUUAUCACCGGCCAAGUCAUUUGCAUCGAUGGUGGUCGAACUAUUAGUUCUUAACUAUCAAUUCCACUGAA